AUGAGCAGCAAUCCAGGAACACCACCCUUCUCUCCCGGUCUCAACCCCGGCAUCCCCCGGAUCGACAUCCCCAGGCCCCCCGACCCGCAGCUCGACCCUGUCGGAUACCUCAGGAGCUUGGGCGCUGUCCGCGAGCGCUGCAAGAUCGUCACCGAGAAGGCCCUGCGCAAUGAGCUCAACCACUUUGAUGUCGACAUGCACAAGUUUGACGAUGUAGUCACUUUUGUUGCCAACAUCAUCAAGAGAGACUAUGACGCCCCCUUCACAUCCAUUCCCGGCCACGGCCGUCACCAGCACUUCGCCAUCGGCGGGCGCGACCGCAUCGCUCACCUCCUGUCCACAUUCCCUGAGGAUGUUGACAACACGGAAAAGUGCAAGCGCAUGAUCGAUCUGUUCCUUGUCAGUGUAUUGCUGGACGCCGGUGCCGGCACCCAGUGGAGCUACAAGAGCAACGAGAAUGGCCGUAUCUAUAGGCGAUCUGAAGGCAUUGCCGUUGCUAGUUUGGAGAUGUUUAAGACCGGUCUGUUUUCUGGUAACAAGAACAACAAGUACCAGGUCGACAAGGAGGGCUUGGCGAAUCUAACCGUCGACAAGCUCGCCCAGGGGUUGCAGUCUGGACCGGGUAACGAGAUGGCUGGCAUCGAAGGCCGCGCUCAGCUCCUUAUUCGGUUGGGCCAGGCUUUGGAGGAGAAGACCGAGUUCUUCGGCGCGGACGGACGGCCUGGAAACAUGCUGGACCACAUUCUCGACCACCCCUCGACACAAGCGACCAACGGCUUGAUUGUUCCCCUUCCCGUCUUGUGGAACGUCCUCAUGAGCGGCCUUGCUCCUGUCUGGCCACCAUCGAGGACUGCCAUCAACGGCGUUUCUUUGGGCGACGCCUGGCCCUGCAGCUCCAUGCCUCAGCCGGCUCAGUCGCCAUCUAGUCCGACAUUUUCUCCUUUCCCCAACACCUCUGGCCAGUCCAACGGCGUCGCGCCUUGGGAAAGCAUUCUUCCCUUCCACAAGCUUACCCAGUGGCUUACCUACUCGCUCAUGCAGCCCAUGCAGAGCAUCAUGAAGAUCCAGUUUGCGGGCCAGGAGCUUCUUACUGGUCUUCCCGAGUAUCGCAACGGCGGUCUGUUCAUUGACCUCGGCGUCCUUACACUGAAGAAGGAGGAUAUGGACCGCGGCUUGGCGCAUUACACCUCGUACUGCGAUCGCACCGGCACUAAGGAGAACGAAGUGGCACCCAUGUUUGAGCCCAGUGAUGAUGUUAUUGUGGAGUGGAGAGGCGUCACUGUUGGUUUCCUCGACAAGCUUUGUGUUGAGGUCAACAAGGCCUUGGAAAAGGAGCUGCAGGGUAACGAGCUUACCCUUGCUCAAAUGCUAGAGGCUGGCAGCUGGAAGGGUGGCCGUGAAAUUGCCGAAGUCAGCCGACCAAACACUAAGGAACCGCCUAUCCUAAUCGAUAGUGACGGCACCGUAUUUUAGGAGAAACGGGACUCAGUCCUGAUAUGGAAUGCUUUGUUUUUUUGAAUCACACAAAUGGAAAGAAGAAGAAAACGAAAUCAAGUUCAGGAUUACUCUGGACUACAUACCGAAUAGCCUGACCACAAAAAACAAAGUCUUGGGGGUCAGUAUGUAUAUUGCCGAAUUGCUAUGUCGGGCAUGGUACGAGCCGGCAAAAGGUGUUAUGAUGUUACGAGAGGAACUUUGGCUGGGAAUCGUUCUGGUUGGGGUGGUUUAGUCUAGUUUGGUCUAGCAACUUGUUGUCCGCAUUGCCAUCGUCGUCUUCGAUGACUGCAUUACUGUUACCAUUAUUCUGGUUUUCGGUCAAUACCUGCCGCGCAUGAACCGGUUUGUAGUAUGCGUUUUGAUGCAGUACUGUAC
Messenger RNA from Neurospora tetrasperma FGSC 2508, 1872 nucleotides. RefSeq lists its product as uncharacterized. The record is from RefSeq and is a predicted model, not a curated record. The transcript has 4 exons. Bases 1 to 1473 code for a protein of 490 amino acids. NCBI's taxonomy places the organism in Eukaryota, Fungi, Ascomycota, Sordariomycetes, Sordariales, Sordariaceae.